AUGAUGGCGGUGUGUUCGUUCGGUCUACGCCUUCCUUUGGACCUGUCGCGACCAUUCCAUCAAGUCUCACCGGUCUGCGUACGAGUGGAACACAGAACGUCAUGCAGGGAGACGUCCGUUCGGGUUCCGCAAGGCCUGAUGAAUGGGGCACGGCCGUGGCGAGCGGCGACGCGACUAGCCCAGCUGGUGCUGGUUUGGUCCGGAUCAGAGCCGGAGCCGGCUCUGUCGAUUCUUAAAGACUGCGUCUCUUUGCUGGAGAAGGAGUUUGCGUUUUCAGCCCCGGCCUUUCCCGCCGUUCCUUUGCUCCCAACUAUGCCUGGACCCAGUCGUAGCUCAUGCUUGAACGCGCUCGUCAUCGCUUUGAACGAGACGUGCAACGGGGAGAGCUGGUACACGUCGACCAAGGAGCUGCAGCUGGCGUCCUUGGAGUUCUGCGUCGCGUGCAGAAACUACCAGACCCUGCACUUGAAAGUUGACGCACAAAUCCCACGCAGGCUGCUUGCAAGGGCAGAUGCCCCACCUCCACACCCGGAGCUGCUAUGCCGGACGCGCGUGCCACGGCUAAGAGCGCGCCGCGUGACGUGGGGCAUGCGGAAAGCAGCGGAAUUGAGCAUCCCGAUAUUUGCAAUGACAGACGUGGACUGCCUGAAGUUUGGCGAGACUUCGUUGGAAGCGUUGAGGCUGUGGCAUGGCCGCGACGGUUGGAAAAGAUCCAGUUUUUCAUUUCUUCACUAUUCAACGAGCCGGUCAGUCUGGUCGAGUGGCCAGCAUCUCUGCAGACGCUUAAAUUCGGUGGCCGUCGUCAUUGCAAGAGCUUACGAUUGGAUCUGUGAUCGAUGUAGAAGAAAACGUGAUAACGAUGUACUCGUACUUCGACCAACGCAUCGACAGCCGUGGUUGGCCUAUGUCUUUGCGUCGACUCCACUAGGCGACGACUUCAAACAGUCACUGCAAGGGCUGGGGACGUGGAUGCCCAACCUUGAAGUACUUCGUCUCUUCGAUUUCCGUGAUCCAGAUUUUGGUAACGAUAGCCUUCUCCUCGGAAUCGGAUGGCCAACAGGCCUUCGUCAGCUGGCCGUGUAUGAAUGCACGAAAAUGGAUGGGGUCACUAUUCCUUCCACGGUAGAAGUCUUGUACAAAGUAGUACAGACCUGUAGCUUUGAUGGUGCUCGGAGCAGUGGUUAUUGCAGUACCUUUGAUUAGCGAAGCUCUAGACUAGUAGAUGCUUUGGAGCAAAACAUAUCGAUUGCGAGACUGUAUUGUGGGAACUGGGAGUAGAGCUGCUGACAGUUGGAGUGCUUGAAAUGCACGAAAGCAACAUGUCGAAGGAGGGGUUUCGAUUCACGUCGGAUGCCACGAACAUUUCACCUCAAAAGUACUUCCCGUUCGAUGUAUUUCGUUGAUUGUGUCGUUUGCGCGUUUGAUGGCGAUAUCCUGUUUGGGGUUUGUGUUCGGCGGGGUGUGUCAAUUUUAUGAGCUCCUGCUGACGCUUGGUUUAUAGCAUUUAGUCUUCUGUCACAAGACGGAAAGAGUGACGUACAUUAUUUUGGUGGAAGCUCAGAGUUGGCAUCUACUGUAUAGGUUCACGUUAAACUGCGGAUUAGCAACUGUGAGGGGUUCGACCAAAUGUUUUUUGAAAUAAUUCAGAAUCAUUGAAAGUUUUGUUCGGAGUGCCAAUCGCUUACAACUUUCCAGUGUGAUGAACUCCAUCAAUUUUCUCCACUCUCUUCCUCUUUCAAGCGAAGAGUCCCCGUGGGCUGCAUACGGCAAAAGGUACUCGUUGUCAUGGGUAUUGUAGUGGCUGGAAGUGGCCCUGGAAUAACGUCGUCCUCUGAGAUGGUUCCUGCCACCUUCAACAACGAACAGCCCCCUGCGGCGCCCGUGUAGGCUAUUGUUUGGGCGCUCUAGUGAUUGACGAGGCAUCGGUUGCCAAUGUCGCGGUGACGAGAACGAUCUCUAGGUCCUCGCCCUAGAACGAUGCCCAUAGCCAACAAGCGGUUUGAAGGAAUUCUGGGUAGUUGGAGCUGCUGGUCGGAUAUUCCUCCCGCAGAGGCUAAGCGUGUUCGACCUCUUGUGGAACAAUUCACCGAACUUGUGAAACCUGUGGUUCUGCACCACUUCACGAACUGGCGAGUUGUCCUGUUGUUGAGUACCCUGAUUGGGAUGCCGUUUCGGAUGGACCACGCCCUUUUCGCUUCCACUGUGAAGCAAGUGAUAAUGUCGUUGGUGGGACUCUUGGUCUGGAACAGUUGGAUAUGUUCUCGGCUGUAGAUGUUGUUGGUUGAAGUUUAUGCUUUAAAUCUCAAACAGCGAAGGUUAAUCACCUAACACGUAUUGCCGGGAUAGGAGUUCAGUGUAUUAAUUAUGUGAUCGGGUUACACAUCGA
Molecule: messenger RNA, 2386 nt
Organism: Ectocarpus siliculosus
Lineage: Eukaryota; Phaeophyceae; Ectocarpales; Ectocarpaceae
Source: the annotation of a GenBank genome assembly